CCGUCUAAAUUCACGGCGGAUAUUGCCUUCCCCUCCUUCGUCGGUCUCCCCUCCUCCUCCGCCGCCGCCGCCGAGACGACGCGCCGGCGCGGGGGGGCGGGCGCCAUGAAGCGGCACCAGAUAGAAACGGCGCCGAGGACGGUGUCGACGUGCGUCCCGAACACGGCGGUGGGCACCCACGUCUUCGACGUCAUCGGGUACAGCCAGAUCAAGGGGAGGAGCCACGAGGAGUACGUCGCGUCGGGGACCUUCCUCGUCGGCGGCCUCCUCUGGGCCGUCGUCCUCUACCCCGACCCCCCCGCCUUCGUCCUCGACGACGACAACGUCACCGCGUUCCUCGAGCUCCGGAGCCAGCGGGAGGGCGGCGGCAAGGUGCGGGCGUCGUGUGACGUCCGGCUGGUCGACCAGACCACCGGCCUGGCCUCCGCCUCCCCCUCGCCGCACCCGGACGCCGACAAGCCCUUCAGGGUCUUCGAUGUCGAGGCCGAGGAGAUCACCAGGGCGAGCUGCCUCAAGAUGAAGAGGACCCAAUUCGAGGCGCCUCCGUAUCUCGUCGACGACCGGAUCAUCCUGGAAUGCGUGGUCACCGUCAAGAAGGAGCCCCGGGUGUCGCGAGCCAGGCAGGUGCCCCGAAUCAAGGUGCCCCCGAGCAACAUCACGCAGCAGCUCGGCGACCUUCUGGAGUCCAAGGAGGGCGCGGACGUGACCUUCGACGUCGCCGGGGAGAUCUUCCCGGCGCACAAGCUCGUGCUGGCGAUGCGGUCUCCGGUGUUCAGAGCCGAGCUGCUCGGCCCGAUGAGGGAGACCGGACCGGGGCCGAUCGCCAUCGCCGAUAUGCAGCCUGCCGUGUUCAGGGACCUGCUCCAGUUCAUCUACACGGAUUGGCUGCCGCGUCUCCGCGCCCUCGAGGGGGACGACAAUGGCGAGAUGAUCCGGCAUCUGCUCGUCGCCGCGGACCGAUACGCCGUCGACAGGCUGAAGCUGCUGUGCCAAAGCAUCCUUUGCAAGAACCUUCGUGUCGGCAAUGUCGCUAGCACGCUGGCUCUGGCUGAUCGGCAUCACUGUGGCAUGCUCAAGGACGCCUGCAUUGAGUUCAUGGCAUGCCCAAAUAUGCUGGAUGAUGUGGUGGCAUCACAAGGGUUCGUGGAUCUUGAUAACGCAGCUCCUUCUCUUGUAGCCGAGGCAAAGGAGAAGAUGGGGAGGUUCAAGAAAAUGCCGAGGAUGACAAAGAGCAAUGAUCCUGAAGAUGAAUAAUUAGUUUAGUUUAUGAUAAAUAAUAUGCAUGCCUGUCUAGUUUUACUGGAUCAUGUUAUUAUAGCUACCUUGCUCUUUUAUAUAAACAACAUUAAUUUAAAUACUGGUAUUGCCAGUACUUAUUGGAUU
Oryza brachyantha (malo sina) is the source of this 1383-nucleotide messenger RNA. RefSeq names its product BTB/POZ and MATH domain-containing protein 2-like. The record is from RefSeq and is a predicted model, not a curated record. Gene Ontology annotation, biological process: protein ubiquitination. The transcript has a single exon. Bases 106 to 1254 code for a protein of 382 amino acids. Gene Ontology annotation, molecular function: protein binding. NCBI's taxonomy places the organism in Eukaryota, Viridiplantae, Streptophyta, Magnoliopsida, Poales, Poaceae.